Molecule: messenger RNA, 441 nt
Organism: Macrosiphum euphorbiae (potato aphid)
Lineage: Eukaryota; Metazoa; Arthropoda; Insecta; Hemiptera; Aphididae
Source: the annotation of a GenBank genome assembly
AUGAGCAGCCAGAAAGGGAAUGCGGCACGCAUUCGACCACAAAAACAUCAAAAUCGGUUUGCGUUUAAAAAUAACCUCCAUGACACAAAUGUACGUACCAAACGUAUGAAUUCCAUACAAGUUCACAGUGUUUGCCCUAGAUGUAAAGACAUAUUGGAAUGGAAGAUCAAGUACAAAAAAUAUAAAAUGCUGAAAGCAGCAAAGAACUGCAACAAAUGUCACAAUAAGACUGUCAAAGAAGCUUACCACACAAUGUGCCAUCAGUGUUCAAGCACCUUGGAAUUAUGUCCCAAGUGUGCAGUACCAAGGAUCGAAUGGGCUAAAGAUGAUCAGAAAACAACAUCUGAAAACGGAGGUGAUGACAAAAAUGAUUUAGAAAACAGUGAUGAUGAAAACGAUGAUUCAGGAAGUGAUGCUUGCAGUAAUCCUUCCCCUAGUUGA